Molecule: messenger RNA, 1759 nt
Organism: Carica papaya (papaya)
Lineage: Eukaryota; Viridiplantae; Streptophyta; Magnoliopsida; Brassicales; Caricaceae
Source: RefSeq, a predicted model, not a curated record
GGAAUUCGUUGGUUUUAAUUCUCAUAUAUUCUUAAUAAAAUAUAAAUGAUUGGGAUCAGUGAGUGGAUCACUGAUCGGGAUCUCCAGUAUCGAGUUGUCAUCGUCUGCCAUCGCUCUGGUCAAUAACAAAAUCAAACCAGCUUUUCUCCAAAAACUGAAAUCAAAAUCAAAACCCUGCAAAUCAGAGGUUCAUCUCACUUUCUUCUCACUCAAUCUAGCUGUAUGUACACACACGCAUAUAACGAGUAUACGAGACGAUAAAUAUUUUGUUUUUGUUCUGUACUAUAUUCAACAGAGACCGUUAAAACCGCUGCCUCCUCCGUGAAGACCUCCCGACGCUCUCUUUUAAUUUAAACGAAGUCUCCAUUGAGAUUUUAGCAUCAUCUUCUUCUUCUCUUUGGUGUUUGAUGUUUACUGUCGAUCGUGGCCAUGGAGGUGGCGGGCGUCAGAGGAGCGCGAUUUUUUAUUUCCUGUUCGUUGCCGGACUUUGAAUCUGGGAUGUUGCCUCUGCCGAAGAAUGCUUGUGUGAGACUGCCGGUGUCUAAUGCAUUUAAUUUGGAUAAGGGAGGGAAGCUGUUGGGACUGCUUGGGGUUAAUGAUGGCGGAUUGAGCUCCUUGCAGCCGCUCAAGGCUACGGAAGAAUCGAUCACUUCGUUCUCUACUGGUUGUGCCGGCAUUUCUGGUGAAAAUCUUCGCCAGAUGUCUCCCACUGGGUCAACAAACAUUGUGUGGCAUAAAAGUUCAGUUGAUAAAUUUGACAGACAAGAGUUACUUCAGCAGAAAGGCUGUGUCAUAUGGAUUACCGGUCUCAGUGGUUCAGGAAAAAGCACUUUGGCAUGUGCUCUGAGUCGAGCAUUGCACUCAAGAGGAAAAUUCACCUACAUUCUUGAUGGCGACAAUAUCCGGCAUGGUUUAAACCAGGACCUUGGAUUUAAAGCAGAAGAUCGAGCCGAAAAUAUAAGGAGGAUUGGGGAGGUGGCAAAGCUAUUUGCAGAUGCUGGCAUUAUUUGUAUUGCUAGUUUGAUAUCUCCUUACAGGAGAGACCGUGAUGCUUGUCGUGCACUAUUGCCAGAAGGAGAUUUCAUUGAGGUGUUCAUGCAUGUCCCACUCCAUGUUUGUGAAACAAGGGACCCAAAGGGUUUGUACAAGCUUGCACGAUCUGGAAAGAUUAAAGGUUUUACUGGGAUUGAUGAUCCGUAUGAGCCACCUCUGAAUUGUGAGAUAGUCUUACAAGACAAAGGAGACAAUUGCACGUCUCCAUGUGAUAUGGCUGAAAUUGUAAUAUCAUACUUGCAGGAGAAUGGAUACCUUCAGGCCUAGCUUUCAAGUACAGUUCUGUUGCCUAGUUGCUGUUGCUUUAUCAAUGGUAACUCUUUUUGUUUACUUCUGAAAGCAGGACCUUUCAAGGAAAUUUCUCGCAUUUGUCCAGUUCUAGAUAAAUAAUUUUCUACUCUGAGAUUAGUCAGUCUAUUUGCUCAGUAAUAUUAUUUGUGCUCUCUGCUCUCGCAUAAUUUAAGUUUUCCGAAAUUCAGCUGAUGGAUGGUGGAUUUGAUCCUGGCUUUGAUUACAUAACCUGUAUAUAGUUUGUACCGGGAGGCGGUAUCAUGUUCAUAAUAAAAGUUAGUCCAGAAGUUCCUCGACGACUUGUACCCAAAAUAAAAGACUUGUAUUUAUGGAUCUAUACUUCUCCAAGAUUUCAAAGCAAAAACUUUCAAUUAUAUGUGUAAUUUAUAAUGUAUCAGUGCCAAAUUCAGUUUCA